CGCAUGCGCAGGGAGGAAAUGGGGACGGUUGCGGAGCAGGGCGCAUGCGCGCCCCCUCAGCCUCAUGGCGCCUACUAAGCUUUGCCCGCCCUUCCCCUUUGUCUCCUCCGCCUCCCUUGCGCGUGCGCCGCAGAGAGCGGGCGCGAAACAGGCGCCUGUGUACUACGGAGGCGGGAAGUGCGGGCGCAUGCGCACAGGGAGUGUGAACUGAGGGAGGCUCGCGCGCGCGCGCACAUAUGCCGACCGCGGGCGGGUGGCGCGUGCGCAGUGACUUGUCCCGCGGGCGCCACCGCGCCUGCGCUGUAGCGUCGCUGGCGACAUGGAGGCGGAAGCGCCGGCCGAGCCGGUGUGGGAGUGUCGCCAUUUUCCAAAAUGGCGGCGCUGCAGGGGCUGCUGGUCCCGCACCUGCUGCCCGAGCGCUGCUACGACGAGCUGUUCGUGCGCUUCAACCUGCUGCACGUUCCCUGCCUGAAGAUCCUGAUCAGCAAAGGGCUGGGACUCGCCAUCGUCGCGGGGUCGCUGAUGGUGAAGCUGCCCCAGGUGUUUAAGAUCCUGGGGGCGAGAAGCGCCGUGGGGCUCAGUGUCCAGGCCGUCCUGCUGGAGCUGCUGGCCAUCACCGGCACCAUGGUCUACAGCCUGGCCCACGGCUUCCCCUUCAGCGCUUGGGGCGAGGCGCUCUUCCUCAUGCUGCAAACCGUCGCCAUCGGCUUCCUGGCCCUGCACUUCGGGGGACGCACGGCGCAGGGGGUCUCCUUCCUGGUGCUGUAUUUCACUCUGCUCUGCCUGCUGCUCUCCCCCCUGACCCCCCCGCCCGUGGUCACCCUCCUGCAAGCCGCCAACAUGCCGGCCAUCGUCGUCAGCCGGCUACUCCAGGCGGCCACCAACUACCGCAACGGGCACACGGGGCAGCUGUCGGCCGUCACCGUCUUCCUGCUCCUGGGCGGCUCCCUGGCCCGGAUCUUCACCUCCGUCCAGGAGACGGGCGACCCCCUGCUGGCUCUGACCUACGUCGUCUCCUCCGUCUGCAACGGCGUCAUCGCGGCCCAGCUCCUGUAUUACUGGCACGUGCCGGCCGGGGCGGGGGCCGGGAAGAAGCGGGAAUAGAGGGGACCCUCCCCCCCGAGACUCUCACCGCGGCCGGCACCCCCCCCCCCCGCUGCCCUCUGAGCCGUAUCGGCCCCCGUCUGGCUGCACCGGCGCCCCCUAGAGGGGAACCCGCUGAGCCCCCCCCUCCCCAGCUGGGCUCCGGCGGGGGGGGGAGCCUGUACCCCCCCCAUCCAGUGAGGUAAUUAAACGCUGAUCUGCCAGGA
Messenger RNA from Mauremys mutica (yellowpond turtle), 1310 nucleotides. It is a transcript of the gene MPDU1, whose product is annotated as mannose-P-dolichol utilization defect 1. Gene Ontology annotation, biological process: oligosaccharide biosynthetic process. The record is from RefSeq and is a predicted model, not a curated record. The transcript has 7 exons. Lineage: Eukaryota; Metazoa; Chordata; Testudines; Geoemydidae. Bases 373 to 1104 code for a protein of 243 amino acids.